AUGCAUAUACUUGCAUUUGACACAGCAUGGUUUUUGCAGCCAAAUCAACUGUUCCACGUUAUCAGGAACUUGAUCAACAAGGGCUACAGUAAAGCGCGCAAGAAAUACAAUGUCAUCACUUCACCCAGGAUCUUGUCUCCAGAAACGGUGUUGCGAGAUUUGGGCAUAUCCGCAAAUGGAGACUCGGUGUUUAUCAUGUACCUCUUGAUGGACGAAGAUUUGAAACAUGGGAAAAGAGACUUUGCAAAUGAAGAUCUUGAUUCCAGUUUCAAUUGCGAUGUCCCGUUUAAGCAAUUGCAGUUUGCGGAUGUUGCCGUCGAAUACGUCGCGAGCGAUUUCCACCUCGUUGAAGACACGCUCGACUCAUGCAUCGCGACAUUGGCAUUUGCUUCAAUGGACAAUGAGCCAAACGCGUUUGAAUUGACUUGCGUCGCUUCGUUUAUGCCGACUAUGGGCUAUAGAUUUCUCAACUAUGUCUUGAAUGAACAAGUCUUGCCCUUAGAAAUGCUUAACCGGGGCCGAGCCCAAAAAGAGAACCAAGAAGAAAAUAAUGGUAAGCUCGUUAUUAUUGCUGAUUGUGUCGUUGAGCAUGAAUUAGUAAGUUAUUACGAACAAAAAUGCAAAUUUGCCAAAGUAGAUCAAGUGCUCAUUCGCGCUGACGAUGAAAUGAACCUUGAUCCGGACGUAUGGUGGUCUUCAGUUAGAGAUUUCCACUUGGCAAGGGUGCGCAGAACAAUCUUGGUCAGGGCUAAGUGA
Lodderomyces beijingensis is the source of this 756-nucleotide messenger RNA. NCBI's taxonomy places the organism in Eukaryota, Fungi, Ascomycota, Pichiomycetes, Serinales, Debaryomycetaceae. The record is from the annotation of a GenBank genome assembly.